Megalops cyprinoides (Indo-Pacific tarpon) is the source of this 1001-nucleotide messenger RNA. Its product is annotated as P2Y purinoceptor 13-like. Gene Ontology annotation, biological process: G protein-coupled receptor signaling pathway; negative regulation of adenylate cyclase activity. Bases 39 to 1001 code for a protein of 320 amino acids. The record is from RefSeq and is a predicted model, not a curated record. Gene Ontology annotation, cellular component: membrane. Gene Ontology annotation, molecular function: G protein-coupled purinergic nucleotide receptor activity. Lineage: Eukaryota; Metazoa; Chordata; Actinopteri; Elopiformes; Megalopidae. The transcript is spliced from 2 exons.
GCAGUAACAGGUGAAUCACUCAUUCGUCAGGCUCCGAAAUGAGUAAUACCAACUGUAGCAUCAAUGAGAGGAUUGUUGACAUGGCCAUGCCCUGUCUCUACUUCCUGUUGUUUUUACCUGGUCUUUUGUUAAAUGGGAUGGCAGCCUGGAUCUCCCUGCGUCUGCCGGAAAAAUCCACAUUCACAGUGUACCUGAAGAAUCUGGUCGCUGCUGACCUCCUCAUGACUCUGUGCAUCCCGCUGAAGGCCACCAGUGACCUGCACAAGGCCCCAGUCUGGCUGAAGGCAUUCGCCUGCCGCUACUCAACGGUGCUUUUCUACUUUUCAAUGUACAUCAGCAUCCUGCUAAUGGGAGUCAUUAGCCUGGACCGCUAUCUCAAGAUUGUGAGGUCUUCCAGGAGAUUCUUCUGUCAGAACCUGACCUUUAGCAGAGUGUUGUCCACCUCUCUCUGGAUUAUGUUGUUCUGCGCAACUGGUCUGCCAACCAUGGUCCUCACAAACAGGCCACUCAUCAACAUAACCUCUGAGUACUGCAUGUCACAGAAGGGUGAUGCAGGGAAGAAACUCCAUAAGGGUGUGACUUACGGCUGCAUAGUGAUGUUCUGUGUGGUGUGCAUUCUGAUCAUAUUCUGCUAUAUCUGCAUCACAAGGACGAUUCUCCAGUCAUACAGAAACUCAAAGUGCAACAAGGAUGGCGUGUCACACAAAACCAAAGCACGAGUGUUCAUCAUUUUGGCUGUGUUCCUCAUCUGUUUCUUCCCGUACCAUGCCUUACGGAUUCCCUACACCCUGUUCCAGAUGGACAGGACAGACAGCUGCAAGGAGGCAGCACUAAGAGUCACUAAAAAGGUCCUCCUGUGGCUCUCAUCCACCAACAUCUGCCUGGACCCUCUCAUCUACUUUUUCCUCUGCAGGUCCUUCAGAGAGAAAGUGCUUGAAACAUGGAUAUGUAGAACUCUUUCUCCUGUGUUUGUCUCAAGCAGUAAUGAGACCUCACUGUAG